GGAUGCCAUUUUCUAUGCAUGUUUACUGCCCACAAAACUGGGUCAGCGCUCCUCACAGCAAGGGUCGGACCAGUUCCCUUGGUAACCGUGACAUCUGAUACUAGGGAUGGUCAAGCUGCCUGCAGAUGUUACAUUCUUAUCAGGAACCUUGUCCGAGCUGUUCAACUGGUUGUACACAGUACACGUGCUAAACGACUUACACAGAAGAUAUUUGGAUUAAUCACGAAGAAGAAAGAGAGCAUUUCUUUGAUCAAAAGACAAUCUACAGUAAGGAAGAACCGCCUUUGUGCGACAGCAACAGAUUCGGAAAUUGCAGCAAUUGCAAAAGAUUGGUUCAGAUUUGCUUGUGAUCGCGAUGGUGGCAGGAAAAGGAGACAGGAACAAAAAAGGGCACAACAGGCAGCUACUGCAACUAUCAAUGCUGUGCUUAGUGACAAUUCCGAACAGGACUGAUCUGGGGCAGAUAACUAAAAUUAACAUCUGAUAAUCAUUUAUCAGUUUUGACUCUUUAUAAUGAUACAUAACAUACUGUAUUUAAAACUGUUGAUUGUAAAAGAGAAUAAUGUACAUUUAAUCACUGUAUUGUCAUCAUAUACAAAUAAAUUGUAAAGCACUUGCCAAUAUGACAACUGAUUAAUUUUUAUGUUGCCAGCAUUACACAUAAGCAUCACUUUAUCUACUGUUUGUUACGUUGGGCCAAUGUUGGGCCUAUGAAGGUGAAACCAAUAGUUGGAAAUACACACUUGAAACCAACGAUGGGCCAACGUUGGCUAUCUGACAUACAAUGUUGGUCCAACGAUGGGCCAACAUUGGCUAUCUGACAUACAAUGUUGGUCCAACGAUGGGCCGAUGAGCAAAAUUACAUCGGGCCAACGUAGUUUGCCAACAUUGGCCCUACGUAGUCAACAUCUGUGGGCCAACGUUGGCCCAACGUAGUCAUGCUA
Messenger RNA from Pecten maximus, 944 nucleotides. RefSeq lists its product as uncharacterized. NCBI's taxonomy places the organism in Eukaryota, Metazoa, Mollusca, Bivalvia, Pectinida, Pectinidae. The coding region runs from base 19 to 453 and encodes 144 amino acids. The transcript is spliced from 2 exons. The record is from RefSeq and is a predicted model, not a curated record.